GUCACGUGACCCUCGUCGCGCUCAUCGUGUUUGUCCGUCCAGAGUGUCUCUCUUUAGCAUACAGCACGGUUAGCACCCACGGUACCAUGUUCCGAGCCGUGUUCCGACUGUCAGCCACAGGGGCCCGGAGCCUGGCUCGGUCCCGACCCUGCUACUCAGCUCCACUGGCCUCCAGAUGUUACUCCCAUGGCAAGGUGGAGACAGACGAGGAGUUUGAUGCCCGUUGGGUCACUUACUUCAGUAAGCCUGACAUUGACGCCUGGGAACUCAGGAAAGGCAUGAACACCCUGAUUGGGUAUGACCUGGUACCUGAGGCCAAGAUCCUGGAUUCAGCUCUGAGGGCUUGCCGGAGACUGAAUGACAUGGCCAGUGCCAUCCGCAUCCUUGAAGCUGUUAAGGACAAAGCAGGCCCCCACAAAGACAUUUAUCCCUACCUGAUCCAAGAGUUGAAGCCCACUCUGGCAGAACUUGGCAUCUCAACACCAGAGGAACUGGGCAUUGACAAGUUGUAAACGAUCAAGGUACUUCGCUACAUCAAGAGAUGAGCUCUCCUGGUUCUCUCCUGUCAAAUAUGUCUAUAUUGUUGAUUAAAUCCAUGCUGUCCUGUUGUGUACAAAAUGGUGGACCUAAUAAAGAAACCAGUAAUUUAGUAA
Acanthopagrus latus (yellowfin seabream) is the source of this 653-nucleotide messenger RNA. Its product is annotated as cytochrome c oxidase subunit 5A, mitochondrial-like. The record is from RefSeq and is a predicted model, not a curated record. Bases 87 to 512 code for a protein of 141 amino acids. NCBI's taxonomy places the organism in Eukaryota, Metazoa, Chordata, Actinopteri, Spariformes, Sparidae. The transcript is spliced from 5 exons. Gene Ontology annotation, biological process: mitochondrial electron transport, cytochrome c to oxygen. Gene Ontology annotation, cellular component: mitochondrial inner membrane.